Molecule: messenger RNA, 8018 nt
Organism: Thunnus maccoyii (southern bluefin tuna)
Lineage: Eukaryota; Metazoa; Chordata; Actinopteri; Scombriformes; Scombridae
Gene: synj1
Product: synaptojanin 1
Exons: 29
Coding region: 196-5169 (1657 amino acids)
Biological process (GO): synaptic vesicle endocytosis; phosphatidylinositol dephosphorylation
Molecular function (GO): phosphatidylinositol-4,5-bisphosphate 5-phosphatase activity; nucleic acid binding
Source: RefSeq, a predicted model, not a curated record
CUGUGUAAUUUAAAUCAGCCUUACGAUUGUCAGAUGAAGCUGAAAUGUCAAAUUCACGUACAUGUUUAUAUAUUUAGUAUCACCAAAUUGUUCAGAUGUUUGUCUUAGUAAAUGACAGUUUAACAUCCCGGACGUGCAGGUGGCACCAGCACCAAAAUAUCGUCAUAACAUAGGUUACUGUAUCUUGGAUCAACAAUGGCCUUCAGCAAAGGUUAUCGCAUUUACCACAAGCUUGACCCACCCCCUUACAGUGUCAUAGUGGAGACAAGGACCAGGGAAGAAUGCCUCAUGUUCGAAUCGGGGGCUGUCGCCGUCCUGUCGGCAGCAGAGAAAGACGCCAUCAAAAACACAUACACUAAGAUUGUUGAUGCCUAUGGAAUCCUGGGCGUCCUCCGCCUAAACCUGGGUGACUCCAUGCUCCACAGUCUAGUGGUUGUAACAGGAUGCAGCUCUGUGGGGAAGGUGCAGGACUCUGAGGUUUUCAGGGUCACACAGACAGACUUUAUAUCACUGAAGAAUGAUCCUGGAGAUGAGGACCGGAUCGCUGAGGUGCGAAAGGUCCUGAACUCAGGACACUUCUACUUUGCCUGGUCUUCCACGGGAGUCAGCAUGGAUCUGAGCCUCAACGCACAUCGCAGGAUCUUAGAAGACACUACAGAUAACCGCUUCUUUUGGAACCAAUCUCUUCACCUGCACCUGAAACACUACGGGGUGAACUGUGAUGACUGGCUGUUGAGGCUGAUGUGUGGAGGUGUGGAGAUCAGGACCAUUUAUGCAGGACACAAACAAGCCAAGGCCUGCAUCUUUUCACGACUCAGCUCAGAGCGAGCCGGCACACGAUUCAACGUCCGAGGAACAAACGAUGAUGGACAGGUGGCCAACUUUGUGGAGACUGAACAGGUUAUUUUCCUGGAUGACAGAGUCUCAUCCUUCAUACAGAUCCGUGGGUCCAUUCCUCUUUUCUGGGAACAGCCAGGAAUCCAGGUUGGCUCUCAUCGCGUCAAACUCUCAAGGGGAUUUGAGGCGAAUGCUCCAGCUUUUGAAAGACACUUCACUGCACUGCGGAGGUUGUAUGGUAAACAAGUGAUCAUCAACCUGCUUGGAAGUAAGGAAGGGGAACACAUGCUCAGCAAAGCGUUUCAGAGUCACUUGAAGGCAUCUGAACAUGCAGCAGCAGUAAAGAUGGUGAACUUUGACUACCAUCAAAAUGUGAAGGGGGGCAAGGCAGACAAACUCCACAGUGUCCUCAAACCCUACCUCAACAAAUUCCUAGAAGAGUGCGGGUUCUUCUACUACUCAGGAGAGACGGGCAUCGCAAGGACUCAGGGCGGGACCAUAAGGACCAACUGCCUGGACUGUUUGGACAGAACCAACAGUGUCCAGGCCUUCUUUGCCCUCGAGAUGCUGCCAAAGCAGCUGGAGGAAAUGGGUCUGACAGAGAAACCGCAGUUGGUGGCCAGGUUCCAGGAGGUUUUUAGGACUAUGUGGUCUGUCAACGGAGACUCCAUCAGUAAGAUCUACGCGGGCACCGGCGCCCUGGAUGGCAAGGCAAAGGCGGGAAAGCUAAAAGACGGAGCACGUUCUGUGACGAGGACCAUCCAGAACAAUUUCUUCGACAGUUCUAAGCAGGAAGCCAUCGACAUCCUGAGGCUGGGCUCCACACUCAACAGUGAUCUGGCGGACAAAGCUCGGGCCUUGCUCACCACUUCCAGUCUUUACGUCACUGAGCCCGUCUUACAAUCAGCCUCACCCAGAGUAUUGCUGGGAAUGUGUCAGAACUUCCAUAAAUACACGCGACCCAAGCAGAUCCGAGUGUGUGUCGGCACCUGGAAUGUCAACGGAGGUAAACAGUUUCGCAGCAUUGCCUUCCGCAACCAGACGCUCAACGAUUGGCUGUUGGAUGCUCCAAAGAAGGCGGGACAUCCUGAGUUCCAGGACAACAAAGCCAACCCCAUAGAUAUCUUUGCCAUUGGUUUUGAGGAAAUGGUUGAACUGAAUGCUGGGAACAUUGUCAGUGCCAGCACCACUAACCAGAAACUGUGGGCAGCUGAGCUACAAAAAAACAUCUCACGGGACCACAAGUAUGUGCUACUUGCUUCAGAGCAGCUGGUGGGAGUGUGUCUGUUUGUUUUCAUCCGUCCACAGCACGCGCCCUUCAUCAGGGAUGUUGCUGUAGAUACAGUAAAAACUGGAAUGGGCGGAGCUACAGGCAAUAAAGGAGGUGUGGCCAUCCGCCUGCUGUUCCACACCACCAGCAUCUGCUUCGUCUGCUCUCACUUUGCUGCUGGCCAAUCACAGGUCAAGGAGAGGAACGACGACUACAACGAGAUCACACGCAGACUCAACUUCCCCAUGGGUCGUCUGCUGUACUCACAUGACUACGUGUUCUGGUGCGGAGACUUCAACUAUCGAAUCAACCUGCCUAAUGAGGAAGUCAAAGAGCUAAUCAAACAACAGAACUGGGAUGCCUUGACAGCUGGGGACCAGUUGUUUGAACAGAAGAAUGCUGGUUCGGUAUUCCGAGGAUUUAUCGAGGGGAAGUUAGAUUUCGCUCCUACAUAUAAGUACGACCUCUUCUCGGAGGAUUACGACACCAGUGAGAAGUGCCGUACACCAGCCUGGACUGACCGCAUACUCUGGAAGAGGAGAAAGUGGAACUUUGAUCAAACAGCUGAGGAGAUGAAUGUAGUAGGGGCAACUUCUACAUCUGGGGAGAGUGAGGACGAUCCAGAACACCCCUGGAGCCCUGGGAGUCUGAAGUACUAUGGCAGGGCUGAGCUUAAGACCUCAGACCACAGGCCUGUGGUGGCAGUAAUAGACGUGGACAUCCUGGAGGUCGACCCCGAAGCUCGGCACCAGGUCUACAAAGAUGUCAUUGCCCUGCAGGGGCCUCCGGACGGUACUAUCCUGGUAUCACUGUGCACCUCUGGUCCUGAUGACUACUUUGAUGAUGCACUCAUAGACGAGCUGCUGGACAAGUUUUCUAAUUUUGGAGAAGUCAUCCUCAUCAGGUUUGUCGAGGAGAAGAUGUGGGUGACCUUUCUGGAGGGUUACUCUGCUCUGGCUGCUCUGUCUCUCAGCGCUUCCACUGUCCUUGGUAAGGUGAUUGACAUCCGUCUGAAGAGUCCCGGCUGGAUUAAGAGUCUGGAGGAGGAAAUGAGUGUGGAGAGGAUCUGCGGAAGCAUCCCCACCUCGGCCAGCUCCACCCUGCUCGCAGAAGACACAGACAUGGGCGACGAUGACUACGAUAUGGAAGGCGAUGUGGAUGAGGAGGUGGAAGAGAUUCUUCCCCAGCACCUGCAGCCUGGAGCGGGCUCCGGCCCUGGUACCUCCCCUCUCCCUUCCCCCCGUGGUAGUCCCUGUCCCUCCCCCACCCACGGAGAACCCACAGCCCCCAGCAGGCCCAGCCGCGGGGGCCAACCCUCCCGACCAUCACAAGGGCCUCCUGUUGACUUCCAGCCUGGUGCCCCUACACCUCAAGCCAUGGAGCCCAAACGCCCACCUCCCCCUCGUCCCAAUGCUCCCCCAGCAAGACCAGCACCCCCUCAACGCCCACCACCACCUUCAGGUCGUGGUCAAACAGCAGCAGGAGCUCCUGGACCUGGAGGUGUUCCUAGACCGAAUAUCCCUCCUCGAGCUGGGGUGAUCAGUAUGCCUCCUCAGUCUCGUCCACCUCCUCCGUCUCACCCUGGAGCACCCAGACCCAUCCAAGAGGUGCAUCCAGGGGCCCCACGACCCAUCCCUGACACCCACCCCGGAGCGCCACGACCUGUGCCCAGUGCCCAGGCCAAACCAACUGACCUGCCUCUGGGUCCUCCACCCUCAGGGCCGCCCGCCGCAGUGAGACCACACGUUCCAUCACCCUUGCAGCCACCCAUGCAGCCCCAGCAAGCUGCCCCUUCAGUUCAGUCCCAACUCCCACCACCAAUGCAACCCACACUUCCAGCUCCACUCCUGCCACAGCAAGCUGCAGCUCCUAAAGCAGCACCUCCUCCUGCUGCUGCUGCUCCUGCUGUUGCUGCCGCCCCCGCUGGGCCUCCACAGGGUCUAGCCUCUCCUAAACCCCCGCCACGUUCCCGCUCCUCUCAUGCUCUGCCGCCUGACGCUGCCAAGUCUGAGACAGCAGCCCCAGCCGCACAGACAAACGGACUGAAUGGAAUUCAAGGAGAAGCACAAUGGAAGCCCGACCCCUUCGAUACCCUUACGUCCGACUUCAUCUCCUCUACGUCAUCUCCCUGGCACGCUACCCAGUCCCUGACCAGAGGCUCCUCUCUGCGGACUCCCCCCUCCGUCCCCGCGUCUACGUUUUCCUCCAACACUCUCCCUUCAUCCUUCUCCCUUCAGUCCUCCGUUCGGCCAGACCCGCAGGGACUCGAUUCAUCCUCCUCCUCCUCGCUCUCCACCCCAUCCCCGUUUGCCUCCAGCCUGCUCCCGCCACCUCCGGUCCCGUCUCGAAGCCGUUCGCAGGAGACACUGCGCGCCUCCCCCAGCCCCUUCCCUAUCGACCCGCUUCCCGCCCGACCAAGCAGCACCAACCCCUUCACCGGCCCUCUUGCGCAGCAGCAUCAGCAGCACCGCCCUCUCACACCGGACUUCAGCGUCCAGGGUCCGGCCCUGAAACCUAACCUCCAGAGGACCAUGUCUGCUCUCACUCAGCCACUCAUCCCCACCCCCGCAACAACAGCAGCCCCUGCAGCUGCACCCACCGCCCAGCUCCAAAGGACCAUGUCCCUGUUCGGACCAUCACCCACUCUUAAUCCUGCACCUGCUCCUCUCCUCCCCCUCGCCCCUGACCCGGCUCCUGCCCCCGCCUUGCCUCUGGCGCCACCCUCCUCUAUCCCGCCUAUCCUCGCGCCUCGUCGCCAGCCACCUCCCCCAGGAGGGAAACCAACCCAGCAGUGGGUCACUUUUGAUGACGCAUUGGAUUUCCAACCUCCGACCAAAACACCGCAAGCCCCCGUCUUCCCCUCCAGUUCUCUAGUGUCCCAAACUCAGACUCAGCCUUCCCGCUCUGGGUUUGGCUCAGAGCCCGACUGGUUAUCCUCGGUCCCAUCAGUAUUCCCAACCCUCCCUCCUCCCAUCCCGACUAGAACUGCAACCAGUAACCCAAAGCUCCCAGAAGGACCCAGUGAUGGCUGCUUCUUCCCCAGGGAGUCAACAGAAAGAUAGGAUCACCCUGAAUAUGUAAAGGGUAUAUCCAGAUAUGUAUAGAUCUAUGAUAAAUGUGUAUAUGUGCGUGUGUGUGUGUGUAUGUACAAAAGAGACAGUAUUUAAAAAGUAUAGACCAAUCCCCUUCUGAAUCACAGGAAAAAGGAUUUAUAUCUUGAAGCAUUAACAAGAGAAGUGGAUGAGCCUAAACGUGUGUUCUAACUUUACGACGGAGAUGUUUGCCUGUUCCCUGAUAUUAACAUUUAUUUUAAUAUGAAUCGUUCUGAUGUUUAUUUUUAUUUAUGGCAGCAAACAUGUGCCUGUGUCUACAGUAUAUAGUUAUAUAAAGUAUAUCUAUUCGCACAAAUCAUGUGUGUAACCACUUGUGCAAUAUCAAAAACACGUCUGCGCGGGCCGUGCAGCUCUCUGCAUUCGCCUGCGAGGUUUCACCUAAAUCAGUGUCGUCUUCGCAUCUGCCACACACUGCGGUUCAUAUCCAUCAUUUCGACUGAUCUGUACGUCAGAGCGGGAUUCUCAGAGUAGACGUUAAUCUAUUUUUUUUUUGGUUUACAUGUAGUAGAAGGCUAUGCACUGUGGAUUUUACAUUUGCCCCCAAAUUUGCUGUUGUCUGCAGCAAGUUUUUUUUUCUCUGUUCUGUUUUGUGUCUGAGGGGGUGCAAAUUUAAAAGUAAUAUUGUGCGCUUGCUUUUAUUAUUGAAUGUACUUUAUGUUGCACUGGGUUUUGUCAUUGCCUCAUUGCUGACGCCACAGAGUGAACAACAACAACAACAGCAACAACGAGUCAGUGUCACAGUCAGGCAACACGUUAACUGCCGCAGGACUGAUGUCGUGUAAUAUCAUCUCAUCCACUUGAUAGUAAGACACUUUGUUCUCUCUUUAUUCAGUCCUCAUUCCUUGUCUACGGGCUGUUGCGCUUAGCUGGAUAUAUUUUGUAGCUCUAUAUCAAAACCUAUACAUAGCAAUUAUGUAUAAAUGUAUGUUUUCAAUAUGGAAACUACUUGCUAAAUGUGCGUAUGUGUGUUUGUGAUGACCGUAUCAGUGGUUUGCACAAUGUAACUGAUAUGCACUGAAAUGCUGUGUGUGCUCUCUGGGUUGUGUUCUCGAUCAUAGCAGAGUGACAAAAUUGAGAGUCUGCGGAUUGAACAGAUGAGAAGGAUUUUUUUUUUUUUUUGAUCUUUCCACCUCUGUAGUGUUUUGAUCCUUCUUGAUUUAUCCAAAGCAUCAAGCCACACUAUUGUAAAUUCAGAGAAUGUGGUGUGCGUGCAUGUAUAUACUUCUGUUACUCUCCAAGUAUGAAGAUGAUGUGAUUUGGGUCAGUGGACAUGUCAGCCAGCACAUGACAUGCAUUAUAAAAAGGGCACUUUUUUUUUUUUUACUCAAACUUUUAUUGAUCGCAAAAGUCAUGCUUUUUGAUUUCUAAGGACGUUUACUCUAAAAUCUAUCGUUGAUACUGUGGUGAGAAGUAACGUGUUGUGUUUGAGGUGCAUAAAUUGUCUGUUGUUGUAUUUCACGGUAUUUGUGUUUGGAUGUGGGUGUGUAUACAGAGUUGGCAGUGGAAUAUACCAUUGAGUGAUCUUUACCAGAGCUUUUUUCUCUUAGGAAGUCUUCUCUUUUACGUACACACGGUGCAUUUGCUUACCGGUUCUGAAGUAACAGCCACUGAAUUCACUCACACGUAGCUGUAACUGUGUGUUUCUGCUCUCCAGCCCGCCAAAAGCUGUGGAGUGGCAUCACUGUAUGCGAAAUACAUUAACAAUACAAGGACUUUUUUCUUCCCCAAGACACUCAACACCACCUGAGUGAGAAUGUCCUUGUUGCAACACUAAUAGAAGAUCAUUCACCACUUUUGCUGAAAAUAGAACAAACCGCCCUUACUGCUCGGCCCCAAAUGCAUCACCGGAUAAACAUUUCCAGCUGUUUGUUUGUAUCUCUACCAGGCGCACCGUGGCCCAUAUUCCAGACGGAUUAGUGCGAUUUGUCUCACCCACAGAUUGAAUCGUCAAGUGUUGGGUGUCAAACCUUUCUCAGCGUUUGCAGACCCCACUUGUGAUAUCUAACCCACCAUAGCCGUUUUCUCCAGUUGAGAGUCAGCCUCACUGAUUUCAUAACCAUUCAUGAGGUGUAUGUGUGUGUGUGUGGUGAUGUCAGAUGUCAGUAUUUUUCCUGUACUACCUACUUCAUUCUUUCACUGCUGUUCAGUUUUUUUUUCUUUUUAGGUCAGCAUCAAUGUUGACACUGACGACGAGCAAUAGUUUUGCAAAUACAGUCCUCGCUAAAGAUUCAGAAAUUAUGUAACAGCCUGAAAUGUCAAGUCUUACAAGCAUUUGGAUGGUUCACGGAGAAUAUAACGUCAGACACAUGAAAGUACCAGCUAACUAACGCUUCUGCGCUUUGUUUAAACACUGUGUAGAAUAGAAAAUAAUCUUCAUUCACUGCACUAAAAGCAGAAGCUAUGUAAGCAAGUGUAUCGGGUUUGCCUUCGCUUACAUGUCGAUGUCAUCUCUAAAAUGCAUUUAAUGUGUUAUCCAGAUGUGUGCAGUAGAUGCUGUAUCUGCAUUACCAGUAGGUGACUAGCCAGCGCUUUGUGUCAUGUCAUGUUCAAGACAAGAUUUUAUAGGAAACAAAGUGGCUCCUUUUGUGAGGUUGGUGUCCCUUUUUAAUGACUAUAAUCCAUAGUAAGUAAGAGUCUGUGUCGUUGAACAUAUUCUGUAUGUAUUAAAGUGAAAACAUGAAGCGGCGAUUCAUGUUAAUAUCCAACGUUCCAUAUUUUAAGUGCACAGCUGAUUGCACAUUUAUGUAUGAAGCAGUUUAUGUUGUAUGUAUGCAAAAAUAAAUGUAAGUUGAACUGAA